Messenger RNA from Toxotes jaculatrix (banded archerfish), 1865 nucleotides. RefSeq names its product transmembrane protein 110, like (gene tmem110l). Bases 416 to 1330 code for a protein of 304 amino acids. The record is from RefSeq and is a predicted model, not a curated record. The transcript has 8 exons. Gene Ontology annotation, cellular component: membrane. NCBI's taxonomy places the organism in Eukaryota, Metazoa, Chordata, Actinopteri, Toxotidae.
GAUGAAAGGGCAUAUGGUGAAAUAAAUUCCGGUCACCAAACAGUUUGUAUGAGGUUCACCCUUUUCCCAUCUUGCCAAGCUUCUAUAAAGCUAAGCCUUUUAUUUUGAAGUAACAGUACCGGAAGCUAAACUUUGUGGUUGGUCCUCUUGAUAAUGCUUGUUUUCGUUGUCAUAAACAUGGAUGUGAGUCAGAUGAUCGACCCUGUUGUUUGCUUUUGCACCAUGAAAUGAAGCAUCAGCCUCGGGAAACACUGAAGGAAAACUUCAGUCGAUCGCCGGAAAUCAAAAAUCCGGCGGUUUGUUUUUCUCGAGCAACGAAAAGCUAAACCCGUCUUUAGCCCACCGAGGAAGUGCUCCUUUUGUUUCAGGCGGCUGUGUGUGUUUUUUUUUUUUGUUUUUUUUUAAUCGUGUCAACAUGGAUAUGUACGGAUACACCGGGGUCUUCUUGGUGAAGCGAUUCUUGGAUAAUUCCCCGUUUGAAGUGACAAACAUGUCCGACAUCAACAAGGCGAAUCCUCACGGCUGCGAUAACGGAGCUCUAACGGACAGGUUCGGCGUCCUGAUCCAGGGUCUCCUGGCCAUCGUCGCCUUCAGUACGCUGAUGCUGAAGCGGUUCCGCGAGCCUGCUGGGAUCAGACGACCGUGGAGAAUCUGGUUUUUCGACACAUCCAAACAGGCCAUUGGCGCCCUCUUCAUCCACUUUGCCAAUGUCUUCCUGUCCACACUCACCAAAGAAGACCCAUGCUCCCUGUAUCUGAUGAACUUCCUGCUAGACGCCACGCUGGGGAUGCUGGUCAUCUGGCUGGCCGUCAAGUUGGUGUCCAAGCUGGUGGAGUACAAGCAGUGGACGUUGCUCACGUUUGGGGAAUAUGGCGACCCUCCUCAGGCUGCAGCCUGGCUGGGCCAGUGUGGCAUCUACCUGCUCAUCAUGGUGCUGGAGAAAGGUGUGAUCAGCCUGGUGCUGCUCGUCCCCGGAUGGUCCAAAUUGCAGGAGGUGUUGCUGAGCUACAUUGCUAACCCUCAGCUGGAGCUGGUGCUGGUCAUGCUCAUCGUGCCCUUCAUAGUCAACUCCAUCAUGUUCUGGGUGGUGGACAGCCUGAUGAUGAGGAAGUACAAGACGAUGAAGAGCCUGGACGACUCGUGCGACAGCUCGGUGAAGAAGGCCGACUCGCUGCCGUGGAUGAACAACGAGGAGUCGCGGGUCCUGCUGACCGUCGAGACGGACACAGACGAGGCGUCAGAGGGGGAAGAGGAGCCCGGCGAUGAGGGACCAGUCCCCAGUGUGCAUUAUUCAGGGGGACCGCUGAGACCCAGCUGGGUGGUGGUGUAAACCCAGGUGACGUGACCUCUUACUCGUCCAUCCACUGUCCACGCACACACUACACAAAACACUCUUAAGAUCCUCAAUGUGGACAAAAGCAAAAAAAUUAAAGGUCUAAAUAUCCGCUUCUUUGCGAGCACAAUUAAAGGUCAUAUAACCUGUGAAUGUGAACACUACAACCUUAGCUGCCUUCUUCUGCACUCAAGGUGUCAAUACUUACAACUGGAGCCUGACUCAGUACAUGCAUGUAAAUCAAAUAGCAUUUUGGGAAUUAGAAGCUCUUUAUCCUCUCACCUUGUUGCCUCCGUUUGCUCCAAAAGAACAUCAGAGUAACCACAACUGAACUCUGUGUGUGGAGAGAGAUUAAUAAGGAGUGCAGCAGCUGCAGGGCAAAAUGUACGGGUGGCAGCAACAAGACCGAAAAAUAAAUCAGACUUUUUUUCACACUGGGGACUUUUGGGAUUGAUGUUGCUCUAAAGAGAGUCAUUAAUCGUGUAUCAUAUUCCAAAGAGGAGCAAACCCGUGAAGUACACACAUAUAUAUA